ACAUGUUGUGUUUGACAUCAAAAUAACAUAACCUUAGUAAUUUUAUAACGAAUUUAAUCUGUUUGCCAGCUUGUGUUAUUUUAAAUGAUUGAAGUUUAAUAAGUUUAAAAUGGAUAAAAGUUUUCAAAGCUCCAUUUCUGUGAAAAGUCCAUUUAGUCCCAGGUCAAGAACUAGUCUUAGUUCAAAACGUAUUUUGCCGGCUUCCUUUAGAAAAUCAUCACGAUUGAGUAUAUCAGGAAAGUCCACACAAUCGGUACAGGUAGUAUUAAAAUCUACAAAUAAUUAUGUUGAAAGGUUUGGGCAAUCCUUACCUGUUCUUAUAACAGAAGCUCUAACGUUUGCGGAUAGGAACACUGUUGUGUCUGCUGGGAUAUCAGAAUGUGGAUAUGCAUGGGUCGUUUGUGGAAGAAGACUAUUGAUAUGGCAGUAUCGUCAGAGUAUUUCGGCCCCUGGAACUCCACAAAGAAAACAUGGUAUUGUAAACCAAUGUUUUGAGCUCCAACUACCUCAAAGUGAUUUGGCUCAUAGAGCUGAACUGGUUUCAGUUUUUAUCAAUUCUGGAUCAAAUAAUCCUUCGUGUAUUGCUGUAUCCCCUGAAGGUGUUCUCAGAUAUUGGCCUGCAAUUGCUCAUGAAGGAGUAACAGUUGAACAAACUGUAGAUCUUCAGGGUCAAGAAUGUGAUAGCUUAACAAAUGCUGAAGGUCUAGGUUGUGUUCUUGCCACAACCACAUGUACUGUUGUUCUAGUUCAACCCCAAAUUAUUAGUGGAAGACAUUUGUUGCACUGUAAGCCACUGAAAACUCCAAGUGGCUGGUUAGGAGGGAUUAGUAGAAGGAUGUCUUCACUUAUCUUUGGACCUAUUUCCAGUGAACAAUCUAAUGAAACGCGCUUGGUUCGUGUAUUGAGCAUCCCAAACAAGGACAGCACAUGGACAGUGUAUGUACUUGCGGGUCAUUCACUGCAAAAAUGGACGCUUUCGAGCAAUGAGAAUGAACAACUCAUUUUUAUGUCUGAUUUGAACAGAACAGUGAGAGAAAAAUUUAGAAUAACUCUAAGGGAAAAGUUUAGAGAAGUACCAUGGGAUCAAACUGAGAUGGAUACAUGGUUAAUGGAUAGUCAGAACAUUGAUACUUGGUUGUUGGAUAUACAAACUGACAAAGACAAUAUUAUUAUUCUAGCAGCUGCAGUCAACAUGCAGAUGUCACCAAGGGUUCAUUAUGCAAUGAUCUCAUUUUCUACAAACGAUGGUACUCCCGAAAUUAAAGACUUUGUUCUUUUGAUGAUGACUGGACUAUACAGAGAUGAUAAUCCCUCAGAUUCGCUGUCUUACAGAUUUUUAAUAUGUGGUACCAGUGCAUACUUGUAUAAUUCAAAAACUAUUACCGUAAUUCGGCCUCAAGAGGAACCAGAUGUAUUGGAAUUCACUUCUUCCCAAGAUGUAUUAUUAGGUGGCUCCGUGUGUAUCAACACUCCGGUGUUCUUUUCCAGGAUCAAUGGACUUAUUGCAGUUUGUGGCAACGAUCAGGAUUUAAUGAAUCCAAGUUUGACGUCGCAUAACCUUCUUGAAAGUUCUUUUAAUGAAACGGCAGUCGUGAAUAAUUUAUCCGUGUACACUAUUGACCCGGAAGAAUUGCACAGUGCAUACAAAGAUACUAUUGGACAAAUGAAAGCAGCGUUUAUCUUCCAUAUUCGCAACCAACAAUCUGCAUAUCAAGAGAUACUUAGUGAACUAUUCCCAGUCGAUAGCUAUACACUGCCAAGCAUCAAUAGCGCUUUGGACAAAGUAGUAAUCAGAAUGUGUAAAGAGUUAAUAGAUGAUAUACCAGCAGGGGACCCUCGUUGGACGAGAGAUAAUCCACCUGGAAUCGGAAGUUCGUAUUCGAUGCAGGUGUUGCACCAACUAGAAGACAAACAAAAAGCUAUUAGUCUGUAUUUGAAGUUUAUUAAGGAUUCUGGAUUAUGGAAAAAAUUGUCUGGUUGUACUAUUAGAAAUACAGCAAUGGCUACAGUUCAUGUUCUGGGAGAGUACGUUGAAAAGAUCUCCGCUGCCAUAAUAUUGAAAAGUCUACCGAAUAACCUUUUACUCGAAAACGCAAUCGAGAAGGCCCUCGAUAACUACGAAACGGAACCGUGCAACAGUCUUACAAACCAAGACGUAUUUUAUAGAGAAGUCAGUAAGGUAUACACUGUCAUCCAGGAAUUGGCAAAUUGUUGUGAGGAUGCUGCUCAUUCGGAUUUAAGCCCGGCGCAGAUAGCACAAAAUGUACACGAUACAAACGAAAUAAUAUUGACGGUCAUUAAUGAAGUUAUACAAUUUAGAAACCAAAAUAUCAACAAUUUUCUACCAUCCGAAGAAACAAAGACUUUAGAUCUUGAAUAUGUUCCUUGGACAGCUGCCAAUGGCGAAGAAGGUCUCACGGAUGCUUUAUUGCAACAGCAUAUCCUGACCUACAGUUAUGGCUUAAAGUUGGUUACACACGGACAGUUGCGGCACUCUCUUUUAGACCAUUUCGUGGGUUUGACUGAUGUAAUAUUGGACGGCAGAAAAAGUCAUUUGGAAAGUAUUCAAAACACGGCAAGAGAAAAUGUUCUAUAUAGGCAAUACUGUAAUGACAGACACAAACUUAUCAAACCUUUGCUAAGCGAAAAAGAAUAUGAAAAAGCCAUGCUGUUAGCAGAAAAAUAUUUAGAUUUUGAAACAUUAGUAAUAAUAUGUGAAGCCACAGACAACCAAGCACGAUUGGACGAAUACAUGGACAGAUUCAGUAAUAAUGGUUUUUCAGAAUACGUCUACAAUUGGUUUCUGAAAGAAAACAAGCAGGGAAAAUUAUUAGAUAAAUAUAGGAAGAGCGGAAAAAGCAAAAAUCUGCAGACACUAACACACUUUUUGUCAGAUCAUCCUUCGUUAUCUUGGAUGCAACAAAUAUUUGACCAUAAGUUUCCUGUGGCUGCUAAUACAUUAUUUAAUCUAGCUAAUACAGAAAAGGACUCACUAACGAGACAAAAAACGAUGCUAAGUCUUAGUAAACUAGCAAAAUUGGCCGGACCUACAACGAGCGAUUUGGAUAUCUACGUAGAGAAAGUUAAUAAUCGUCUAGGACUAAUUAAUUACCAAGAAGAACUGCCAGAUUACGUUCUACAACAAUUCGGUUAUGAUACUAUGAAACCAAGUGUGAUUCCUCCAAAAGAUUUAAUAACUCUACAUAUUUGUAAAGAGUAUUCAGAUGCUAGUGAAUUCGAGUUCAAAAAAGCUUUGGAUAUAUUGAAUUUUGUCGAUGAUGAUGAGAUUAGAGAUGAGUUGCAUUUAAAUAUAUGGAGAAGUGCCAUUUUAAGGGAUUCUUGGAAUUUCAGGAAUUUGGACUCUCCUAUGGAAGUUUUGAAUACAACCCUAUUUUACAAGAUUGUAGAUUUAUUGUUGGAUUUGGGUGUUAAUCCUCAAAUCCUACUUCCGCCAAUGAGCAUACUUUUGGAAGGUCCAGAGUUACAGCGCCUAAAAGAUAACCCCAACUUUCAGUUUUUGAUAAAAACAGCGUACGAAUACAUAAAUCGCACACAGAUUUUAGAUUAAGUAUAAAACUUUUUGUAUUUCUAGAUAAUAAAAGAUAUUUCAUUUUUA
Diabrotica balteata is the source of this 3616-nucleotide messenger RNA. Lineage: Eukaryota; Metazoa; Arthropoda; Insecta; Coleoptera; Chrysomelidae. The record is from the annotation of a GenBank genome assembly.